Messenger RNA from Thamnophis sirtalis, 995 nucleotides. The record is from RefSeq and is a predicted model, not a curated record. NCBI's taxonomy places the organism in Eukaryota, Metazoa, Chordata, Lepidosauria, Squamata, Natricidae.
CGAUCACUUCCCAGCACCGCCACACACAGACCACAACUCCGAGAAGUAGGGACGAUCGGGCAGAGUUUUUGAAUCGUGGGGAGGAGGGAUCUCUGUUCUUUACACCGCCGUUUUUUAUGGUAUCCCUGCCUUGCUUUCAACGGAUCAUCCCGAAGUCCAGCCCGGUGUGUGUGUCACAAAAUCCUACAUCCCAGGAACGACGUUGCACGACAACAAGGCAGUUCUUCGUCCGGUGCAGCCCCACUCGGCGCGCCUCCACCAAAAACUUCAGCUUUUUUUGAACUCCACGGGAGUGGAUCUCCUCCUUGCUGGAAUCGGUCGGAUUGCUCCCUUUCCGAGGAGCAGUCGAGGGAAAGGCUGGUCGGCUUUUGGCAGCCCGCAGCCACACCCUGCCGGCUGGCGGCCGUCCAACCGGGCUGGCUACACCUGGCGCGGAAGGAGGCCGGCGAGCCGUGGGCAGGAGGCGGCAUUUAAAGACGCGCGCGGCUGCAGCGCGCUUGUUUCCGAACGCUCAGCCCGGUCGGUGCACGAUGCUCCUCGCUCGCUGCCUGCGGACGGCGCUCUUGCUUUUGCUGGCCCCGACGACGGCAUGCGGGGCGGCCGUGGCCGCACGGGAGCCCGACGGCGACAUCGGGCCCGCUUGUCCUUCUUCUUCUUCUCCGGCCGGCUGCGAUUCCCCCGAGAGCGACCGUAAAGCGACUUGCGACGACGAGAAAGCCUGCCGAGUCCGGGAGGAGGGCGAAUCCUGCGGCGUCUAUACGCCCAGCUGCGCCCUCGGGCUGCGCUGCGUCCCUCGGCCAGGCGAGCGCACGCCUUUGCAAGCCCUGUUGCGCGGGAAGGGCGUCUGCUCGGCCCCGCAGCCCAAGAAAGGGGGCGGCAAGAACCAGACGGAGAUCCUGGAGCUCGUUGCAGCUGUGGAAUCCACUCAAGAAGACCUUCCCUUGCAUGCCCAUCAUUCUAUGAUGCACCGGAGAACAGUUUCAUCACCAGUCUGA